AUGGACUUCUUUACGCCCGAUUUCCUCUCGCAGGUUGCGGAGGGCUUCUCUUCAACGAAAUAUCUGGCUAUUUCUUCAUUCGUUCUGCUUAUUUAUGAUCACUUAACGUGCUUGGACCAGGAGUUUGAGUUUUUCUGGGGAGGAGAAUGGUCGCUGACUAGGAUCCUCUACUUCAUGCGUCCAAUUAACUUGUGCGUUAUUUGCUUCCGUCGUCGUGCAAAACGUGUUGAAAUGGCAUCUUUAGAUGUCUUUACGCCGGUUCUACCUCUCGAUUUGUACGUUUCUUUCUCAGGCGCCUCUGCCAAGACUUGCAAUGCGGCAAUCAAGACGUCGACAUCGUUUCUGGUGUUUGGCAUGGUCGUUGUUGAAGCGAUUCUGACGACGCGAGUGUACUUCCUUUGGACACACAAUCGUCCCGUGCAGUUUCUGGUCUGCGGCAUCUUUGUCGUGUGUUCUUGUAUCGCCAUAGGCUUCGCGGGGAAGGCUAUACACGAACUCGAAGCGAUGGAGUUUCCCAUUACCUGGAACCAACCAGGUUGUGUUAAUUUUGGGAACGGUCCCUACUGGCCGAUUUUUGUUCCCACGUUCAUUAUCCAAACUGUACUCUUCGCUGCGACGGUCUUCCGCAUCUUGCGUCCUAUGACGGCUGGCACGGAUAGGACCGUGGUGAAUCGACUUCUACGCGAUGGAGGUAUCUUCUACUGUGCCGUGCUUGGUGAGAAUAACACGUCGCAUCUUUGGGAGGUCCCGCUAAAGCAGCCUUUAGUCUCCGUUGGCUUCACAGGGAUCGGGAGCAUAAUGCUGACUCAUCCGAAGAUAGCUAUGCCUGCUCUGAUUUCCAAUUUCCUACUGGCAACCCACUCAAUUUGCGCUUCACGGCUCAUUCUCAGCAUUCAUUCGUUAGCGGCAGACAUGGGUAGUGACCCAACUUUCCUCCUAAGCAACAUCGAGAUCAGCCGAAUUGCAUGGCGUCCAGGAAAGAACGAGAACGAGCUCAUCGUUGACCUAGGGAACCGAGAUAUCUCCUGUCCCAGUACGCCACUUGAGGUUAUUCACUUGGCUUCUCUCCCAAAGGGUAAGGAGGAUAACAGUUCAUCAAGACCUGGGACGAGCGGCUCUGCUGGUUUACAUUCAACACGCAUCGGGAUGGUGCAUCGGAACGAUUCUUAUGUGGACCUUGCGACACGAACUUAUGUUGUGAGUCAACCGCAUAGUUGA
This is a messenger RNA of Fomitiporia mediterranea MF3/22, 1218 nucleotides long. RefSeq lists its product as uncharacterized. NCBI's taxonomy places the organism in Eukaryota, Fungi, Basidiomycota, Agaricomycetes, Hymenochaetales, Hymenochaetaceae. Bases 1 to 1218 code for a protein of 405 amino acids. The record is from RefSeq and is a predicted model, not a curated record. The transcript is spliced from 14 exons.